AUGGAUCUUAGAACAGAAUACUCCAACGUUGAUAUCGAUCCCUUCUAUAUAGGCAGCAACGCCUGUAGUGUCAGUGAGGAUGGCCAGUUGAUGGCAUCUGCCAAUUUUGAGGAUAUCGUGAUAACCAAUUUGGCCACCAAUGAGAUAAUUGACCAAAUUGAUGGAGAUGGAGAGCUUAUCACAAAUUUGAUUCUUGCCCCCAACGGCUUGACGCUAGGAAUAAUAUCCCAGUCACAGAACCUACGUGUGUAUGACGUCGAGUCCAAAACCAUAAUCAAAAGUUUUAAAAUGUCAUCUCCAGUGUAUGUUUCUGCUCAUGAUUCUACCUCAUCACUCUUUGCAUUUGGAGGAACUGACGGUGUGAUCACCGUGUGGGAUAUAGAAGGCGGGUAUGUAACCCAUUCGCUAAAAGGCCAUGGAUCUAUCAUAUCAUCUUUGUGCUUUUACGGAAACUUAAACUCCAAAAACUGGAAGUUGGCUUCUGGAGACACUCAAGGUGUGGUGAAGAUCUGGGAUUUGACCAACAGAAAGAACACCCACACUUUCAAAGAACACGCUUCAGCAGUGAGAGGUCUCAGCUUCACCAAGUCAGGGCAAUACUUUUUAAGUGGAGGAAGAGACGAAAUCGUGGUCCUCUAUAAGGACUUGAAACCCAUUAAGACGUUGGUAGUGAAACAACUGAUAGAAGUAGCUGGAUUUUUGGACACUCAAGCUGAUUCCACCGAGUUGUACUUUUUCACGGCUGGUCUGGACAACUUAUUGAAGAUUUGGGACGCCGAUGGUGAAACCCUUGUGAACCAGACCAAAAACUACCAGACUGAAGAGGAACUUGUAAUAGUUGAUGCCAUACAAAUCGAGAACGAGCAGAUGUAUUUGGUGGUGAGUGACCAGACAUUGGUGAAGCUUGACUUGUCUGAAUUCCACACACAGUUGCCAGUGGUGUCAAGAAUAGCUGGUAAUCACGGGAUUAUUGCUGAUGUCAGAUAUGUCGGACCCCAAUUUGACCGUCUUGCUCUUGCAACCAACUCUCCUAGUUUGAGAAUUGUCGAUCCACAAAACCCGUUGCUGGUUGAGAUGCUUGAAGGUCACCGAGACCUUUUGAAUGUGGUGGAUGUUACCAUUGACGGGAAAUGGAUCGCAACCGGUAGUAAAGACAGUGAGGUUAGGUUGUGGAGAUACGAUGAAGAAGUCCAAAGGUUCAAGGCCUAUGCGGUCUUUAAGGGCCAUGUUGGCUCUGUUUCAGCAUUGGGAUUACCCCGGACUCCUGUUAACGAAUAUCCUCGUUUCUUGGUGAGUGCUGCUGGUGAUUUAACCAUCAAAAAGUGGAAGAUUCCCAAGCCAGCUGGUGACGAAGUCCAAGUGGUAAAGUCGAGUGAGUACACUCGGAGAGCUCACGAUAAGGACAUCAACUCCAUUGACGUGUCUCCCAACGAUGAAUUUGUUGCUACCGCCUCAUACGACAAGUUGGGUAAAAUAUGGCAUUUGGAGUCGGGAGAAACCAUCGGGGUGUUGAAAGGCCACAAAAGAGGAUUAUGGGAUAUCAAAUUCAGUCCCUACGACAAAAAGAUUGUCACCUCUAGUGGAGACAAAACUGCCAAAGUGUGGUCGUUGCUCAACUUUCAGAUCGAGCAGAACUUUGAAAGUCAUACAAAUGCUGUGCAAAGAGCCAAGUUCAUGAACAAGGGAACCCAGGUAAUCAGCACUGGAGCCGAUGGUUUAAUCAAGAUCUGGGAUAGCAAGAGUGGGGAGUGCUUAAAAACGUUGGAUAAUCACAGUAAUCGGAUUUGGGCGUUGGAUAUUGCUAAUGAUGGGUUACAGUUUGUCACCUGUGAUGCCAACGGACAAAUCAGUUUAUUCGAUGACAACUCGGAAGAGAUGGGUAAGUUGAAGGAGGAUGAGCAGAAGUUGAAGAUUGAAAAUGACCAACGGCUAAACAAUUAUAUUAGUCAGGGAAACUUCAAAAAUGCCAUUUUGGUGGCCUUGGAGUUGAACUACUCGAUGAAGUUAUUUGAGAUAUUUACCAAGAUCUUCGAAAACAACCAGCAUGAGGAACUCAUCGAUAUCCUCACCCAGUUGAACGACGUGCAGUUGGUGUCACUAUUCACCAAAAUCAAGAACUGGAACAUAAACUUCAAGAACUUCGAAGUCAGUCAAAACUUACUUUACUUGAUGUUGAACCAUUUGAGCUUGGACAAGCUUAACAGUUCCAAGUUGAUGGCAAUAAUAGACAGCUUGAUUCCAUAUAACGAACGACACUUGAACCGGGUGGAGAAUUUGAUCGAAGAAAGCUAUAUUUUAGAUUACUCGAUUGAACAGAUGAACUUGCUCAGUUAA
Yamadazyma tenuis ATCC 10573 is the source of this 2334-nucleotide messenger RNA. RefSeq names its product Utp13p (gene UTP13). Gene Ontology annotation, biological process: endonucleolytic cleavage in 5'-ETS of tricistronic rRNA transcript (SSU-rRNA, 5.8S rRNA, LSU-rRNA); endonucleolytic cleavage to generate mature 5'-end of SSU-rRNA from (SSU-rRNA, 5.8S rRNA, LSU-rRNA). NCBI's taxonomy places the organism in Eukaryota, Fungi, Ascomycota, Pichiomycetes, Serinales, Debaryomycetaceae. Gene Ontology annotation, cellular component: nucleolus; small-subunit processome; 90S preribosome. Gene Ontology annotation, molecular function: U3 snoRNA binding; protein binding. The record is from RefSeq and is a predicted model, not a curated record.